Messenger RNA from Musa acuminata subsp. malaccensis (wild Malaysian banana), 1030 nucleotides. RefSeq names its product COP9 signalosome complex subunit 8. Gene Ontology annotation, cellular component: COP9 signalosome. NCBI's taxonomy places the organism in Eukaryota, Viridiplantae, Streptophyta, Magnoliopsida, Zingiberales, Musaceae. The record is from RefSeq and is a predicted model, not a curated record. Gene Ontology annotation, biological process: COP9 signalosome assembly; protein deneddylation.
CGCCGACCUCGACACCAAGCCUGCAGAGGAGGGGAACGGGAGGGACGCUGCCGCCUGCCUCGCGAUGGAUCUGUCGCCAAUCCAAAACGCUGUGGCCUCUGGAUCCUACGCCACGAUCGCUGAUGCCUGCGACGAGCUGAUGCUACAGGUUGCCUCGCGGGGGAUCGCCUACCAAGAGGACUGGCCCUUCACGGUCCAUCUUCUGGGCCACAUAUUUGCGAACGAUCUGAACAGCGCGAGGUUUUUGUGGAAAUCGAUACCCCAGGGGUUGAAGGAGAGCAAACCAGAGCUCGUGGCUGCUUGGAGGAUCGGGCAGUGCCUUUGGACUCGUGAUUACGCCGGGGUUUAUGAUGCAAUUCGUGGGUUCGAGUGGAGCCCUGAAGUCGCCGGCUUGAUUACUGCCUUCUCAGAGAACUAUACCAAGAAGAUGUUUCAGCUAUUAAGUUCUGCAUAUUCCACAAUUGGGGUUGCUGAUGUAGCUCACUUUUUGGGAAUGAGCGAGGAUGAAGCCACAAAUUAUGCAUUGCAGCAUGGGUGGACAUUGGAUUCGUCAUCUAAGAUGCUGACUGUGAAGAAGCCCAAGAUCAUCACCGAGCAGAAAUUAGAUCCCAGCAAAUUACAGCGUUUAACAGAAUAUGUUUUCCAUCUGGAGCACUAAAAUUUUUGUUUCACCUUUGAAACAGUAUUUCAUUCUGCUUCUAUGCCUCAGUUGGCUUAAGGGAGAAUCUCGAUCGGGCACCAGAUUCUUAUCAUGCAUUUUCUUCUGAUAUCUGAAGGUAUUCUUCAGUCUUGCAAUGUGCUCCGGAAUUGCCAGUUUGUAUUUCCAUCAAGUGCUUGUUACGUGCUGUCAUUGUUCCAUACAAACAACGCAUCGAGGACUCUUUCCCUGUUGUCAUUGCAAUGUGAGCUACUUUGGUUGGUCAACAGAGUUAUUCUCUCUGGUACAUUCUUAGGACACCAAGGCCCUAAAAAAUGUAUUAAAAUGGUCGAUUAAUAGUGACAAAAGUCCUCAUUUUUCUUUGUUUUCGUU